AUGAAUGACCUAUUGAGACUGGGCAGUAAUCGACCGCUGACCGAAGAGGAUUUAUUUCCUCUUCUUGAAGGCUACGAAGCCGAGGUGGUGGUAAGGAAAGCGGAGAAAUGUUGGUUGGACGAAUUAAAAAAGAGUCAAUCAGGAGACAAAAAACCGCGGCUGUGGAAAGCAAUGUUGAGAUUGAUCCCUUGGAAAUCAGCUGUUAUGAUUAUCGUCUUAAGAACAUUCUGGGCUUUGAGCUUUGCGUUUCAGCCUUUGUCUCUUUGGCUUCUGUUGAAGACGUUGAAUGAUGAGCCAAAUAUGGACAUGAAGCUCGCCAUAAUCAGUGUGGUACUGUUGGGAACAGCAACCUUAGUGAAAGUUAUAUCAACGCAUCACUAUGACUACCUUACUGAAUUGUGGGCAUUGAAGCUGAAGGUGGCGUUAAUUGGACUCGUUUACAAGAAGAUUGUGUGGAUAUCCAUCAAUCUCCAAGACGCCCACAGAUGCAUAGCAGUUACAACUCAGGAUCCGGUGCUAUUUGGAGGUACCUUAAGAAGGAACAUAGAUCCAUUCUCGAAGUAUUCGGAUCAAUACCGUUGGACCGCUCUGGAGGAAGUGCAGUUAAAGACGCUUGUUGCAGAACUGCCAGGACAGCUCGAGUUCAAGCUGAAAGAGUGCGGAACAAACUUAAGCGUCGGUGAGAGGCAAUUGGUGUGCUUGGCUCGUGCAUUGGUCCAGAAGAGCAAGAUCAUCAUCAUGGAUGAAGCCACCGCUAAUGUGGAAUUCAAGACUGACCGUCUGAUCGAGAAAGUCAUUCGUGACAAGUUUAAGGAUUCCACAGUCAUUACUAUUGCUCAUCGACUGAACACCAUCCUGGAUUAUGACAAGAUGCUGGUUCUCGACGACGGACGUGUGGUAGGCUCGAUUACUAGCCGCUGUUCGGGAAAGGAGCCCGCGCUCCUCCCCCGAAGUCUCUUUUCGGGGAUCGGAGGUACGUAGACCGGACACGAGAGGGCGGCGGAAAUCGAGCCUAAACGUGUGGUGGAGUUUGACAAACCUGAUGUGUUGAUAAGAAAAGGUGGACUGUAUGCUGAAAUGGUCAGACGCCAGACACAAAGAGGGAAAGACUGAACCUAACAAGAAUACAUGCAUGUAGUGACUAAAGGCGUAAAUAAACACAAAUGAAAUAAAAAGUCAAAGAUGCUGUAGGGGGUCAAAACUGGACAAAUAUUUGAUCGGAUGAAACUAUGAAGGUAAACCGAGAUUUUUCAGUGACGGUCAACAUUAACCCGCGCAACACCGAAAAGGGUAAACUUAGUCAGCUUCGACGCUUAUCCUCAUAGCCAAGGUUAAAGCAACUUACCAAAUUGAACAGACAGUUUCAGCUACUAGCAAUAAAUUGGUAAAACAUUUUACAAAAUGGACCAAAUUUCUACCCUGCUUCAACUAACUGUUUAGUCUUUUUGUGAUAGUGUAUGUGGAGAUGUUUAAAGCAGGAGCUGCCAUGCCCUCUCAUGAUUGUUGAUUGUGACAGUACUUCACUAUCAAAUCUCGCACGCCCCUUCCUCUUCAAGAUCUGACUCGAUCCCCUCAGACUACGAUUCCACAUUCUUCAUUUGACUCACCCGCGGUGAACUUAAUUCGCUUCUUGCAUAGCUCCUCGUGAGCAAUCUAUCUUUGCGACCAGAGCAACGAUUGAUCUUCAUUUCCUCUUCCCAAAAACACAUUCAGCCAAUUCGCUUUUAGGAAUGGAACAAACUGAUAUUGCCGGCGCUCUUAUCUUUCUCGCGUUCCAUAUACAAACAAACAAACGAUCAUUGACUAGGGAUCGCUAGGGGCAGUCCACUCAAACAACUAAAGACUAACGAACAGAUAGCAACACGACAAAACAUUGUCACGCAAUAAACGAGUUUCCGACCAUGAGCACUGAACGUUAUAUGUAAAGCUGCUGUACCUUUCCUUGCGCAUUUAACAAGCGUAUGGAAUCUCUGUAGUCGGUCAAUUAAGUUUUUAUCUGGAAGUUUCACAAUUGGUUGUUUAGG
Molecule: messenger RNA, 2024 nt
Organism: Orbicella faveolata
Lineage: Eukaryota; Metazoa; Cnidaria; Anthozoa; Scleractinia; Merulinidae
Product: ATP-binding cassette sub-family C member 4-like
Biological process (GO): transmembrane transport
Cellular component (GO): membrane
Molecular function (GO): ATP hydrolysis activity; ATP binding; ABC-type transporter activity
Source: RefSeq, a predicted model, not a curated record